AUCAAUAGUGAGCAAAGUGAAGCACGAUAUAAAGAAAGUGGUUUAUAAAUAGUUUAUUAUAAUUUGUUUUCUAAUUUUGGUCGAGAUCUUUAGAAUUAUUGUGGCAGCGAUGAAUAUGUUCGAUUUCUCGUUCAUUAAAGGGUGCAUUUAUCCGGAAAUGGUGAAAGUAAAAGCUUCCCUCGAUGUCGUCUCUGCGACACAACAUUUCCUGUUUUAUUUUGAAGGCGGACGGCUCACUUCCGGUACCGGCCCUUCUUUCUCCCUAACCUGCGCCAUCUUGACUCCCGGGAGCAGGUAGCCAACGGCCGUUAGGAGCUGCUCGCGCGGCCCCUACGGCAGUUGACCGUUUUUUUUCCUCUCCUCUCCCGCGGCGGAAACAUGGCCCUCAGCGGCCUGGAGAGGGCCCAAGUGUGGCUCUCCAAGGCGGUGACGGGGGUCCUCCUCAUCCUCCUCCGGUUCCUGUCCCGGGGGAGCCCCGCGGAGACCGGGAAGAAGCUCCCGCCCGUCCGCGACCCGUUGCUGCUCGUCCCGGCGACGCAGCUCGCCAAAAAGAUCCGGCGGAAGGAGGUGUCCAGUGUGGAGGUGGUGCAGGCCUACAUCAACCGGAUCCAGGAAGUGAACCCCUUUCUGAACGCCGUGGUUAAAGACAGGUUUGCUUCCGCCCUCCAGGAGGCGGCUCAGGUGGAUAAGCUGAUUGAGGAGGAGACCGGGGGAGAGGAGGUGCUGGAGGACCGGCUGCCUUUGCUGGGAGUCCCUCUGUCCGUUAAAGAGUCCUUCUCCCUCCAAGGCAUGCCCCUGACCACGGGCGUGGUCUCCCGGCGGGGCGUGGUGGCGUCCGUGGACGCGCCCCCCGUGGCGCUGCUGAAGCGGGCGGGCGCCAUCCCGCUGGGCGUCACCAACACCAGCGAGCUGUGCAUGUGGUUCGAGGCGCACAACCACCUGUACGGCCUCACCAGGAACCCCUACGACCUGGGGAGGAUACCUGGGGGCAGCUCAGGGGGGGAGGCCAGCAUCCUGGCGGCGGCCGGAGCCGUUAUCGGCGUGGGCUCAGAUAUCGGCGGCAGCAUCCGGAUGCCCUGUUUCUUCAACGGGAUAUUCGGCCAUAAAACCACUCCAGGUGUGGUGUCCUCGGACAGCCAGUACCCGCCCACCUCCGGGCGUCAGGGCGAGUACCUGAGCUCCGGCCCCAUGUGCCGCUACGCCCAGGACCUGCUGCCCCUGCUCAGGGUCAUGGCCGGAGCCAACGCCAGCAUGCUGUCUCUGGACACCAAAGUGGAUCUGAAGAAGCUUCGGUUCUUCUCCAUCCCUCACGACGGUGGCUGUGUGUGGACCAACCCGGUCAGCAGGGAGCUGCUGGACGUCCAGAGGAGGGUGGUGCAGAGGCUGGAGGCCGACCUGGGGGUGAAGGUCCAGCAGGUGGCGCUGCCCAGGCUCCGAUACAGCUUCCAGAUCUGGGACACCUACAUGAGCCUCCCUGACAAGGACGGGAAACCCCCCCUGCCCUUCUCGGAGCUGAUGGGGGAGCCGGGGCGCCCCGCCUGGCCGUUCUGGGAGCUGCUGAAGUGGAUGCUGGGGAGGUCGAAUCACACCAUGGCGGCCAUCUCUCUGGGCCUGCUGGAGGCCACCCGCUGGUCCAAGACCUCGGCCUUCGUGGUUCAGCAGAAGGAGGAGCUGCAGCGGGAGCUGGACCAGCUGCUGGGGCCCGACGGAGUCCUGCUCUACCCCUCACACCCCCGGGUGGCCCCCCCCCACCACCACCCCCUGCUCAGGCCCUUCGACUUCGCCUACACCGGGAUCCUGAACAUCCUGGGGCUGCCGGUGACCCAGUGCCCGCUGGGCCUGGGGCCGGAGGGCCUCCCCCUGGGGCUGCAGGUGGUGGCCGGGAGGCUGCAGGACCACCUGACGCUGGCCGUGGCCGUCCACCUGGAGAAGGCCUUCGGGGGAUGGAGGGACCCCGGAGCCGAGUGA
Molecule: messenger RNA, 1968 nt
Organism: Menidia menidia (Atlantic silverside)
Lineage: Eukaryota; Metazoa; Chordata; Actinopteri; Atheriniformes; Atherinopsidae
Source: the annotation of a GenBank genome assembly